This is a messenger RNA of Peronospora belbahrii, 2760 nucleotides long. NCBI's taxonomy places the organism in Eukaryota, Oomycota, Peronosporomycetes, Peronosporales, Peronosporaceae. The record is from the annotation of a GenBank genome assembly.
AUGACAUCAGGUGCUGCAAUGGAACGAGCCAAAGAGAUUGUCAUGGAUUGGAUGCAACAAUACGUACAUCCAGCCAUGCCUGGACAAGAUGCGACUGUUAUGGUGAUGGUAGCUGAUGCAAUGCAGAAUCCAGAAUUUGUUAUAGACGUGUAUACGUGUCUACGUGAUGCCGGUGUGUCACCGUCACCUAUCACGCUUGAGUAUUCAGCAGCAGCGUGUGCUGAGCUGGGUCAAUGGCGCACAGCACUUGAGAUCAUUGAUUAUAUGCACCAAGCAGUAGAGAUUAUGCAACCAUCAUUGAAUAUAUACGAGAAUGCAAUUGUGUCGUGUCAUGCGGCAAAGAAAUGGAUGAAAGCAAAGCACUUGCUGGAAGAAAUGAGGACAUAUAGACUUGAAGCAUCUCCGGAGCUGCAUGUGGCGUCGAUACGACUUUGCAUUGAUAACAAGGAAGCCACAGCUACGAAGGUACUUGUGAAGGCAUUUCUGCGUGCAUAUGAUCAAGAACUGGAACGAGAAGUAAAGCAGGAAAUUGUAACGGGUCUUUUUCACGCAGCACUGGAUGUUGAAUCACUAUCACAAGCACUGUACUUUCGAGAUGAAUUGCUAGCUCGACAUUUUCCAAUUUCUAAGGAGCUGUAUUCGCGACUUGUUCAUCUGUGUGCCAUAAAGCGCCAAUGGCACAAAGCGCGCACGUUGUUGCAGCAGUUUGUGGAUAUUAACGCUCCUCCGCCGGCAGCAGCUCCAUCCAAUCGAUAUACGGACGACAUUCGGCGUUUAUUCGACGACAUGCAAAAACAUGGCAUUGAAAUUCCGCUGACAGUGUACAAUGCUGCACUAAGGAAUUUUGGUCAAAUGUCUCUGGGUGAUGAUGCCUUGGCUGUAUACUCGAAAAUGCGCGACCGUAGCGUGACGCUUGAUGCUACGUCUUAUGCAGCACUGAUGUGCUCCUGUGGCACCCAAGUUGAGCAAUCGGAAGAUUUUUUUUGUGAAAUGAAGCGUAACAAAAGCGAUCCUACGCUUGACGUUGCGCACGCAUAUUUGCUUGUGCCCAGUCGUGCGAAGCAGUGGAAAGAAGUGCUAAGAAGAUAUGCUGUUGUGCACGAUGAGGAGCCACUUUUUAAGGAUCUCCCAUUCGAGUCAGAUGUGCGAAUCCAGGCGCUUGUUGCUGUUGCUUACGGACGUCUCCAUCGAUCCAAAGAAAUGCUUUGCGUUUUCACAAGAAUGAAAGUGAAUGGAAUGACGCCUAAUUUGUAUGUGUAUGGGGAAGCAAUGUUUGCAUACAUUCGCCAAGAUCAAUGGCGAUAUGCGCUCAUGCUGUUCGACCACCUAUUCCAGCAGCAGACACCUGAAAUGCAGGAAAAGCGGAAGCUUGAAAAGUUUCCAAUGCUGUGGGAUGCCGCAGUGUUGGCUUGUCUGAAAGGUGAGCAAGCCGAGCGUGCGGCAAUGCUAUACGACACUAUCGUCGAACAUGGUGUCUCAAUUUCAAUGGUAACUGGGGAGCGUCUUGCUGCGAUGCUAACCAGUGUUCCGUCUGGAAUACUUUGGCGGUCGUUCAAAUCGAUUCCAUCGCUACAUCGAACACAAACGAGUAGUCGUUUGAACCCGCGCGUACAAAAUGCCGUGCUCAGACGCGCUGUAGAGGAGAAUGAUCAAAACUUAGCGGAGCAAAUAGUGACUGACGGAUUACAGAAGAUGAAUAUGCUGCCUAACUCAAUGACGUUUGCGCUGAUGCUGCGAUUGUAUGCAAACUGCGGGAACCAGAAGAGCUUUCACUCGUGGUGGUGUAAAAUGGACGAAAACAAAGUAAAGCCUACUUUGUUUGUAUUCCGCGCGCUGAUGCACCAAUUAAGCAACCUUAGUCUCGAUUGUGAGGACCUGGCGUAUAUAAACGCAGUUGGAGACUUCAUGCGUAAACGACAACCUCGAGACUUGAUUACAGGUGUCGUGAAUAAUGAAAACGUCAAAGAAUAUGCGGCAGAACUUGGACGCGCUGCGUUGGACAUCAUGGAAGAUUGCGUUAUGAGUCCCGACACGAUAUGUUUGCAGUAUUAUCUGUUGCUUAGUCAAGAACCGGAUCAUGUUGACCGUGUUCUUGUGCUUGUGGAAAAAACAAUGGCGGCAAUAAAUGUGCAUGACGAAGGCAGCACAGAGGGAUGCGUUCAUCUCACACCGCGGUUGCUGCACACAUUGAUUACAACCCUGUAUAACUUUCCAGAUGGUCAGCGCGUUCGCAAGCUGUUGAUGCAAAUUGUAAAGGACUUGCCGAGCGAUAUAUCUGAAGACGCUGUUGCUGCUUACUGCGCAGCAAAUGAUGGCCAUCACGCGUUGCAGCUUUUGCGUGAGCUCUUGGAUGCAAAAAUCUGCCUUAAUGACGAGCAAAUCUUGUUUUUUCUCACAAAUAGCUACACGUGUGAGUCGUCUAUCCCAAAGAGCGAGCAUUCUCGUCCGAGAAGCGCAUAUGGAGUGAUAGUGGAAAUGUCCUUGCAACUAUGUGAGAGCGAAACCGUGACGAUAGAGGCUGGGUGCCUAGCUUUUUUAAUCCAACAAGUUGUGGAGCUUUCGAAGUGGCAGGAGCAAGACGUUUUUGAGAUUGCGACGGAGGACGAAAUCCAGGCCAUGAAAAAGUUGCUAGUUCGUGCAUUUGCGCACUUUCCUAUCUCCCAAGUCACGGAGUUUCUUUCGAAAGUGAUCGCUAAAGAUGACUUUGUUCAUGCUGUAAGCGUUCUUGAUGAGCUGCAAGGAGUACCAAGAAAAUUAUGA